Molecule: messenger RNA, 1468 nt
Organism: Purpureocillium takamizusanense
Lineage: Eukaryota; Fungi; Ascomycota; Sordariomycetes; Hypocreales; Ophiocordycipitaceae
Gene: INO4
Product: Transcription factor
Exons: 4
Coding region: 36-896 (286 amino acids)
Biological process (GO): regulation of transcription by RNA polymerase II
Molecular function (GO): DNA-binding transcription factor activity, RNA polymerase II-specific; RNA polymerase II cis-regulatory region sequence-specific DNA binding; protein dimerization activity
Source: RefSeq, a predicted model, not a curated record
CUGGCAUCCAUCCAUCCUGGCAUCCCGUCCCAUCCAUGCCACCAACCCAGCCUGCCUUGCCUUGUCGCACCACACCAGCAGCAGGCAGGCCUUGGAACGGGAACGGGGGAUGCGCGCCCAGAAUCCGGGGCAAGCGACGGAAGCGAAGCCGGCGCCCACUCACACACGCACACACACACACACACUCUCUCUCUCUCUCUCUCACACACCUUGGCUCUCACUCUGCCCUUUGCCUCUCCCGCGCGCCUGCGCCUGUGCCUGCGCAAGAGCGGAUCCCUCCCUCCUUCCCUCCCCCCACGACAGUCCGCGUCCGGGCCUGCGCCCGUGCCCGUGCGUCCGUCCAUCCGACCCCACGGCGCCCCAAAAGAAGUGAGCAUGUGAUCGGUAGGUAUUCCAUCCUUCGUCAUUGUAAAAAGUCUCGCGCCACCACCAUUGUCGGGACACCGCCCGCCCACGGCCGACGACUAAAUAACCCGCCUGUUUGCGCUUCCUCUCACACACUCGUCGUCGCGCGAACAAACAAACGAAAAAAAAAUAUGUCUUCCCCGAACAACACGUCCCUGUCGCCCGGCGGAGGCGGCGGCGCACCCGCCAACGCGGACGAGAAGCCGCGCCUGACGGAAGAGGAGAAGAAGCAGAACCACAUCGCAUCAGAACAGAAGCGUCGCCAGGCAAUUCGCGAGGGCUUCGACCGCCUGACCGAGCUCGUCCCCGGGCUCGAGGGCCAGGGCCGCUCCGAGGGCCUCGUCCUCAAGCGCACCGUCGAGUUCAUGCGUCAGCAGAUCGAGGAGCGUCGCGCCAUGGUCGAUCAGAUCGAGCGCGCCGGCGGCCGCGUCGACGACGAGCUCAAGAAGCCCUUGAAUAACAGCCAGGGCAACUCUCGAGGAAAGGGGUGAUUGUGGCCAACACCCGCCACGAGCAUCGUCUCCCCCGCUCAUCCCAUAUCCCACCUCCCUUCCCAUCCCCACGACGCACACACGCCGACACGCGCGCACAAUCGUAUGGCGCCGAAUAACGCCCGCGCGACAUGCCCGCUCCUACGCGGCAGAGACCCGUUGCGACGCCGCCGUGCCCAUCGGGGCGGAACCAUAUUCCGACGACAUGCUGCUGAGCAGCCUAGCCCACCGUCCCGUCUCCGUCCCACCCGCGUCGGCAUCACCUGACGCCAGGAGACGUGGGACGAAAUUAAUAACUUAUUACUACGUUAUGAGCCUGCCUACCCUUCGGUUCACUACCGCCAGCGAAUGCGCCGGGCCAGGGGCCCCCACCGCACGAGGCACUGGCCAAGAGCGACCAGCGCCGCGACCAGUUCAACUCGGGCCAUGAUAUAUAUAGAGUUCAGUACAAUCAGCGUCGGAAGGGAUCGUAAAGUGGGUAUACAAAGGCUCAGUCCCCCCACAGGAGUAGUGUACGCUGCACAGCGUCUAUGUAGGCUAUUGGAAUGAAUUCACCAUGGCGCGCAGCCUGU